Anthonomus grandis grandis is the source of this 3644-nucleotide messenger RNA. Its product is annotated as aminopeptidase Ey-like. NCBI's taxonomy places the organism in Eukaryota, Metazoa, Arthropoda, Insecta, Coleoptera, Curculionidae. Gene Ontology annotation, biological process: proteolysis; peptide catabolic process. Gene Ontology annotation, molecular function: peptide binding; zinc ion binding; metalloaminopeptidase activity. The record is from RefSeq and is a predicted model, not a curated record. The transcript is spliced from 16 exons. The coding region runs from base 235 to 3240 and encodes 1001 amino acids. Gene Ontology annotation, cellular component: cytoplasm.
AAAUUCAGUUGAAAUUUAACCGUUCGUCGUGUUGUUGGCGCGAAGUAGGUAGCGUAUCAAGCGCCCGAUAGUUGGGCGCCAAUUUGCAAUUUAUCGAAAAAUAAAAAUGUUUUGAUAAAGAGAAACUUCAACAAAAAUAAGUUUUCGUAAAUUAUAAGUUUCUUUAACAUUGGGUGUUAAGUAGAUGUUACUAGCAAUGUUAAAUAUAAGUUAAGAUAGUAUCGAGCAACCAAGAUGACACACAAUCACGAAAACAUCACCAUGAUGGAUCCAACUACCACAAAAUACGGCAAAACUACAUUUGUAACAGUGACAAAGACGUUAGCGAUAAUAUUAGUGGUCAUAUUCUUUAUAUGUCUCAUCGCCACUGGAUUAUUAGUUUAUAGUUUUACAGCUUGUUCUCAUAAUGAGACAUUUUUCGCCAAUAAUAGUAAUUUAAGUAGCAUAGGGGAGCCUACUGCUCAAAGCAGAGUACAGGUUAUUUGUGAUAAAAAUAGCAUUAGUACAAAUGAUUUAAGUAAUAAAGUAAUAAUUGAAGUGGCGUCAAGUACUGCAGCUACCACUUUAAAGACUGCAAGACCAGCAAAUGUAAAUACUGCUAAAGAUAUAAGACUAACAACUGAUAUAGUUCCAGAUACAUACUGGAUAAGUCUUAUUCCAUUUAUACAGGAGGGAAAUUUUACAUUUAUUGGUGAAGAAACCAUCUUAAUUAAUGUUACUACAGAUAGUACUAGUAUAACGAUGCAUGCAGACACUUUAACUAUAGAUGCUACUCGAGUAUCUAAUUUAAACAAUGAAAGUAUAUCUGUAAGAGAUGUUAGAUUUAAUACGGAAAAAGAAUUUCUGAUUAUUGAUCUUGAUGGCAUACUUCAAGCCGGACAACAGUAUUAUGUUUAUCUUAAGUUUAAAGGUAUUUUAAAUAACAUGCUUAAGGGAUUUUACAGGAGCAGUUAUGUGGAAAAUAAUGUGACACGAUGGAUUGCUGCGACGCAAUUUCAGGCCACGGAUGCAAGAAAAGCGUUUCCGUGUUUCGACGAGCCUUCGUUCAAGGCAAAGUUCCAAAUCAACUUAGCCCGAAUGAGAAAUAUGACUGCCAUAUCCAAUAUGCCUAAGGUGAAUACCUCGGAAAAUGUAGAAGGCCUGCCAGAAUAUGUUUUUGAUCACUUUGAAGAGAGUUUGCCAAUGUCCACGUAUCUGGUGGCAUUUGUCGUGUCAGAUUUUAAAAACAUAAGUAGAGACAGAGUCAGCGUUUGGGCCAGACCAAGUGCCCUAUCACAGGCAAGGUUUGCUUUGGAAGUUGCCCCGUUAAUCCUAAAACAUUACGAAGAAUUCUUUCAAAUCCCGUAUCCGCUUCCAAAAAUUGAUAUGGUAGCAAUACCGGACUUUUCUGCUGGAGCUAUGGAAAACUGGGGUCUUAUAACAUACAGUGAAUCUGUUCUCCUAUACCAAAAAGGAGUAUCAAGCACAGUAAGCAAGCAAAGAAUAGCUCACGUUAUUGCUCAUGAAUUAGCGCAUCAGUGGUUUGGCAAUUUAGUAACUCCAGUAUGGUGGGAAGAUCUUUGGCUUAAUGAAGGAUUUGCUACUUAUGUUGAAUUUUUGGGAUCGAAUUCGGUCAAUCCAAAAUGGAAAGAUUUGGAGCUUUUUGUGGUAAACGAGCUUCAAGUAUCUUUGGACUUGGAUGCUCUAAAAACGUCCCACCCUAUUUCUGUUAAAGUUGGACAUCCUAAUGAAAUAAAUGAUAUAUUUGAUAGCAUUUCUUACUCUAAAGGAGCAGCAAUUAUAAGAAUGAUGCAAGAUUAUCUUGGUGAAAGUGUAUUUAGUUCUGGUCUCAAGCAGUAUCUCCACAAACGGAUGUAUAAAAAUGCUGAACAAGAUGACCUCUGGCAAAGCAUGACGGAACAAAGUCAAAAUAAAAGUGUUUUGCCUGAAAAUGUGACAGUUAAAGAAAUUAUGGAUACCUGGACCCUUCAGACUGGUUAUCCAGUGAUAAUUGCUGAAAGACAAGCGAAUAAGGUUGAUUUGAACUUGAGGCAAGAACGAUAUUUUCUUAAUAAUGAAAAUUCGCAAAAUGAUGAAACUUUGUGGUGGGUACCUAUUACAAUCAUGGAUUCCAUGAAAAAUAAAAAUCGACUUUGGUUAAAAAAGGAAAGAUCAAUUAUAGUUCAAGAUGCAGUUAGAGAAGAUUUACCUUGGUAUUUGGUGAAUUUUCGUCAAAGUGGAUAUUACAGAGUAAACUACGACGAUCGAAACUGGAACGCCUUGAUCAGCCAGCUUCUCGGAAACGGCCACAUCCUAAUCGAACCGAGAAACAGAGCGCAGAUGAUAGAUGAUGCUCUAAACCUCGCUUAUGUAGGAUACUUGGAUUACGGAAUCGCUUUAAAUGUUACUUUGUAUUUAGUAAACGAGAGGGAGUUUGUUCCCUGGAAAGCUGCUAUUCAGAAUUUCAAGUUUUUGCAUAGUAUGUUUAGUAGAAGUGCUAGUUUUGAUAAGUACAAGAGGUAUCUCCUGUCUCUUUUAAAAGAUCACUACCUAGAACUGACUUUUAAAGAAAAACCUGAUGAUGAACCAACUAGGGUCUUGAGCCGAAUGGAGAUUGUUGAGUAUGCAUGCGAACUGGGUCUCAAGGAAUGCGUUUUGCAAGCAAUUCAACUUUUCCAGAAUUGGAGGAAUAGUGCAAAUCCUGAUAAAGAAAAUGUAAUUAAUCCAGAUCUGAGAGAAGUUGUCUACUGUACAGCAAUUAGAGAUGGCGGACAAGAUGAAUGGGAUUUUGCUUGGAAUAGAUAUCUGAAUACUAAUGUGGCAAGCGAUAAAGAAAUUCUAUUAAACGCCUUGUCUUGCUCUAAAGAAAUAUGGAUCCUAAGCAGAUUUUUAGAAUGGUCAAUAACUGAUAACUCUGCUAUAAGAAAACAUGAUACAGCAAGAGUGUUUGCGUCAAUCGCCGAAAACCCAGUAGGCCGUGAUUUGGCUUAUAAAUUUUUAAAGGUUAAUUGGUCGAGAAUACGGGAAUACCUGGGAUCAACGUCGAUGUUUAUGAGCAGUAUUAUUAGUUAUACAACGAAUAAUUUUAAUACAGAAGAGGAAGUAAAUGAUUUUAAAUCAUUUUUCGAGAAACGACGUGAUGAGUUUGGAAUUGCAUUAAGAACUGCCCAACAGUCCAUAGAACAAGCAGAGGCCAACAUAAAAUGGAUGAAACAAUAUUUCCAUAUAGUAAGAAAAUGGCUAGAAGAUGUACAAAUAUAAUUUUAUUAAAUUAAUACCUAACCGUUACCAUAUAAUUGAUUUAAAAAAAAAUAUGCCAUAUAAAUUUGUAUUAGUAGAAAUAGGAAAACAUUCCGUUUAAACUUCUAUAACUAUAUUAGUAGGUCUAGUAUAAUUUACUAAUUAAGAGUAAUAUUACAUUACUGUGUAAAAAUAUAAUAUUACGUAGGUUGGUAUUAUUUUCGGUAUCUUAAAAAUCCAUUCAUACCUACUAAACAUGUUCAUUGGCAUCAUUAGCUUAUAAAUGAAACUACCUUUAUGCGAUGGUGGCAAUUUGACUUAUUUUUAUAAAGCAUAUUUAAAAUAUUUUGUAUGUUUUAAUGUAUUAUAAUUAAAUGUAUAUUUUUUUAUUAGCUAUAAAUAUUCGUAUUCACAAAAAUAAGCAA